This is a messenger RNA of Coregonus clupeaformis (lake whitefish), 4900 nucleotides long. Its product is annotated as protein ENL-like. Gene Ontology annotation, biological process: regulation of DNA-templated transcription. The record is from RefSeq and is a predicted model, not a curated record. The transcript has 11 exons. Gene Ontology annotation, cellular component: super elongation complex. Lineage: Eukaryota; Metazoa; Chordata; Actinopteri; Salmoniformes; Salmonidae. Bases 88 to 1863 code for a protein of 591 amino acids.
UUGACACACAAUGAGGAGCAGGGAAUAACCUCGCGAAACGCCGCUGUAAAUAAAUAACGUUAGAAGAAUCACUGAAGCCACAGAAUAAUGGAGAAUCAGUGCACAGUGCAGGUGAAGCUGGAGCUAGGACACCGAGCCCAGUUGAGAAAGAAGGUGACCUCGGAGGGCUUCACCCAUGACUGGAUGGUGUUUGUGCGAGGGCCUGAGACGGGGGACAUACAACACUUUGUGGAGAAGGUCGUCUUCCGGCUGCACGAGAGCUUCCCCAAACCCAAGAGAGUAUGCAAGGAGCCACCAUACAAAGUGGAGGAGUCGGGCUACGCUGGGUUCCUCAUGCCCAUCGAGGUCUACUUCAAGAACAAGGAGGAGCCCAAGAAGGUGUGCUUCAACUAUGACCUCUUCCUGAACCUGGAGGGGAACCCCCCUGUCAAUCACCUGCGCUGUGAAAAGCUCACCUUUAACAACCCCACCCGGGAGUUCAGACGCAAGUUGGUCAAGGCUGGAGGGGUCAUGGUGGUGCCUGAAGGGGCGGAGGCGGUGUCGAGGCCCAGUCCAGACUACCCCAUGCUCCCCACCAUCCCACUGUCUGCCUUCUCAGACCCCAAGAAGACCAAGACCUCCCAUGGAUCAAAGGAGCCCAGUAAAGAGGGCAGUGGAGGCAGCAAUAAAGGGCCGAAGUCCCACAAGCUGACCAAGGAGCACCGCGAACGCCCCCGUAAAGACUCUGAGAGCAAGGCGGGGUCCAAGGGCGACAGCGACCGCGACGGGGGAGGAGGAAUCAGCAGCAAGUGCGCCCGCGAGCCCUCCUCUUCCUCCUCUUCCAAGAAGCCAGCAGAGAUCAAAGUCAAAGAUGAGGGCAAGGUCCUUCCCAAGGCCGCCUUCAAAGAGCCCAAACUCACCCUGAAGGAGGCCAAGAUGGAGGGCAUGUCCCCCAAAGGAGGGGGGGGAGGGGGUGGUGGGGGAGGAGGAGGAGGGGGCCCGCUGGAGUCCAAAGGCCCCGGGAAGCGGCCUUCCACCGUGGAGUCUCCCAAACCCAGUGCCAAGAAGCAGAAGAAGAGCAGCUCAGAGGGCUCUAAAGGGGCAGCUGCAGUGGCCUUCACCGGAGCCUCUCCCCGGGUCUCCUCGUCGUCUGCAGCCGCCCCUGGCUUCCCAGAGAAGAAACCCCCCAAGGAGGGUCGCUGGCCCAAGGGCAGCAAGGCCGACACUCAGGAGGUCAAGGAGCCCAAGAAGCUGCCUGAGUCUGACGAGUCCAACUCUGAGGAUGAAGCCUCGUCCAAAUCAGAGCAGUCAGCCCCCUCCAGUCCUUCUAACUCCAGCUCCAGCUCUGAUUCCAGCUCAGAAUCUGACUUUGAGCCUGGACAGAAACAAGGCCAAGGCCCGCUGCGCUCUAUGGUGGAGGACCUACAGUCAGAGGAGUCAGAUGACGACAGCAGCUCAGAGGAAGGGACGCCUGUCAAGACCAACCCGCCCAACCGUGACUCACGACUGAGCCUGGACAGCGAGAGUGACAGCAGUGACGGCUCGCACCGCCCCAGUCGAGACCCGGUGCCGCCUCCACAGAAACACAGCUCCUCCAAUAACAAGGUCUUGGGCAGGAAGAGCCCAGACAUCUGCAGCCGCCCAGAGAAGGUGCUGAAGAAAGGAUACGAGAAGGUAGGAAGGGCCUACACAGAGGAGCUGGUGGAUCUCCACCGCAGACUGAUGGCUCUGAGGGAGCGCAACGUCCUACAGCAGAUAGUGAAUCUUAUUGAGGAGACGGGCCACUUCAACGUGACCAACACCACCUUUGACUUUGACCUGUUCUCUCUGGACGAGACGACCGUCCGCAAACUACAGAGCUACCUGGAGACCACAGCCACGUGACAGCAAGCCUGUAGCGCAGGGGAUUGUGGCAGGGCCGGUGGUGGCCACUCUCCCUCCUCAGUCCCUGGACCCCCACUGGGGGGGGGUAGUAACAGAAGCUACAGCCACACACCAGACAGAGCUAAACCACAGAACAACAACAGAACACACACUUUCACUAGUCGCUGGAGAAGAACAGAGGAACAGGGUGAGGGGAGGAGAGAGGAGGAGGUCCGAGUAAGAGAGAGCAGCUAUGCCACUGUCCCUCGAACCCGGACUGGACUAGAUGACAGGACUAGGAGCUGGCCUGUCUGGACUGGGUCUGGCAGGAGAUGUAUUAUAUAUGUUUCUUGUGGAGAACAGCAGAGCAGCCUGUGUGCAGAACUGUGGAAUGCGACCACUCUACUCUCCCUCCUGCCCUCCCCCCUCACUUCUAGCCUUUGCAAACCCAAUACUUCACCCCUCUAUCUCCUUCCUCCCCACUCACACAACACAACACUCCUCCCCUCCCCCUCCUCUCAGCUGGAGUUCAUAUCUCUGUAGGAAUUUUCCUGUCUGUGCGUGCGUAUGUGAGGGAGAGUGUGUCUGGGUGAGUAUUUCAGAGGCUUUAGGGGGGAUGAUAUCUUUGGUUAGUGACUCUUUAAGCUUGAGCACAAGCAACAGCCCUUAAACACACACUGUGAGAGGCAUUUGGGUCCCAUUCCAGGGUGUCUUCACACAUGCAGGCACUAAGUUGUGUAUGUGCCUGUUGGUGGUGGUGUAUUUUAGAUGGGGUUCAUCUCUUGUCAGUUCAGUUCCCCUUCACUCCCUCUCUUUGAAAGCUGAACCUUGACCCCCCCUUCCUUCUAUCUUGAUGUGCAUGAAAGGGCUCAACUGCUGGGGAAAGGAUCACUUCUGAAUUGCCUUUUUAAUGGUGGGGGGUAAAAAGACGUGACAAGUAGCCAUAGUCUCCCAGAUCCGAGAAAAAAAAGGGGCCACGCUUUUUUACAUUUAAUUUUUGUACUGAUACGUUUGGAGUAUAUUUUGGAUUGCAGUUCAGAUACCUGUGAGCUAUGAAUGUAUUACUGUUCAUUUCCUAGGGCUAGCAACAAACCUACUAUCCUCUUAGUGCCUUUAUGUCUGUCCACUGACACUGGUUAAAGAGCAAAGUCCCUCCUCUGACUAAAUGUUACUAAAUGUUAAUUGGGAAGCCUGAAACUCCAGUUUUGUCUUAACAGUGCCCUCUCUUGAAAUCAGUUGAUGCUCCUCGUGGGGUUUCUCUGCAGAUUUGAAGCUUCUUCCAGUGAUCUAUCUCUGCUGUUAUUAGGAACAUAAGCCUUCCAGAAAUCCUAAGACACUGUGCAUCAGCAGUGGUACUUUAGGGAAAGUUCAGGCGUCUUCUCCAAACGAUUGCCUUUUCUUUCCAGAUCGUAAUAUGAACGGUUGUAUAGCUCAUGUUCUGUUGUCUGAGAUGUAGUUUUCUAUGGAAAGGGACUGUGCCAGACCAGGCCUAUCACUCAGUCAAUCUGCUAGACAUCUUCCUCUUACUCUGGCCCCUCUAGCCUUCACAUCCACUGUGGUUUCACACUCAGACUAAUGGUCAGUCUUCUCCUCUCUUCGGGUGAUCCCCUCCCUGCUUCAUUCCCCCCAAACUUUCUUUCUGUUUCACCUCGUGAACAGUUUUAUUUAUUCUAAUGCUAAUAGCUUUAAUAGUUAUGUCCAUUCUGUUGCCUGGCUCUACAAAGUGCACACACACAUCUCUGCCCCUUCUCCUCUGUGAGGGCGCUGUGCUGUGGCGUGGCGUGGUGUGUUGAAGACUCAAUGUGUGGUUCUGGAGUGAAACAACAACCGCCUUAUGUUGCUCUCAGCAUCCACUCUGCUCUGUCCACCACCCCUUUAUUUGUCUGGGUGUGCCUAUCUCAACAGAAGUCCCUGCAAGUGAUUUUUAAAAGAUGAACUUUGCAACUGUGAGUGUGAUGGAUUGUGUGUGUCAAGCGAGUGGAAAAAGAGAACGUUGCUGUCCUCUUGUGUGUGUGAACUUUUAACUCCGAAGUCCUAGUUCAUGAACUCUACCCCUUGACCGGGGGCGCUCAGUUUUUCCCUUGUGUCAUGGAAUGGGGGCACGAGGGUGAAGGGUGUGGGGGGGUGGGGCCGCUGAAGGGUUGAGUGGCAGGCAGCUCUGUGCAGUUCUCCCAGAGAACCCCACCUACCAUUUACGAACAGUCAAUCUUUUAUUUAUGUACCUCUGCACUUUUGGCUGUGGUGACUUCAGUACUUAAGUAAUUAUCUAAACUGUAUUUUUAAGAAUUUUAUACAAUAUUUACAUGCAAUACAAAUAGAUUUUUUGCCAACGUUUUUUAAAAUUCUUAUUUAAUUGUUUUUAUUUGUAUUGGCAUGUUUUGUCAUUAUACAUACAGAAACAUGCUGUCAAUUCUGUUAAUUCUAGUGUUGCAUCAAGGAAAACUUCCCUGAAUGUUGUAUUGUGUAUCAUAGUUGUUGCAGUUGGACACCAUGGAACAGGUGUUGGGAAUAUGUUUGAUGUAUGAGCUAACCAUGUCGAUAUCAAGGAGGAAAAGGUGGACUUUUCAGUGAGCAUAUGUGUAUGUCCUAUUAUAAUUUGAGUGUUUUUAACUCAAAGUGAGGCAGCGUUCUAUUUGUCCGUACUCUAUGAGGUAUGGUUACGAAGCCCAGGCAUAAACUGUCACCCCCUCUUUGGUUCAAUAUUUAUCUGUAUUUUUAUCAAAUUUCGAUCCCUUAAACUUUAAAACAAUAACACCAUAGGAAAAUAUACCAUUUCAAUUCAAACUAUAUUAUAUAGAUUUAAAUGUAUGAUAAGCAAAGGUAGACUAUCUACUCUGGAAUUUAACAGACAAAAAAGCAGCGAAUGGUGACUUUGUGUUCCUUAGGAAUGUGAGGUGGCAUGGGCAGAGGGGCGUUUCCUGUGUCAGUGGUUGUUAUACGUGUCUGUAACCAGGUUUCCAUCCAACCUUUUUAUGCGAGUUAAGAACAUGUCGGAUAAAAAAUGACCGGCCUAUUGGAGACGGAACAUUUUCCGGUAAACUUUCCAAAUGUCGACAAA